Molecule: messenger RNA, 1104 nt
Organism: Emiliania huxleyi CCMP1516
Lineage: Eukaryota; Haptophyta; Isochrysidales; Noelaerhabdaceae
Exons: 2
Coding region: 1-1104 (367 amino acids)
Molecular function (GO): glycosyltransferase activity
Source: RefSeq, a predicted model, not a curated record
AUGCAAGCCGAGCUGCAGAACCCGCUCUCCAACGACCCUCGCGGCGGGGUAAGCGCGGAGCUGCAGUUUUGCCAUAGUGCGCGGAGCCAUCCUGCCAGGACGGAUGAUGUGGCCGCCGCGGAGGUGAUCGUCCUGUGUCUGCAUCUGUGGCUCAACUCGCUCGUGGGGGACUGCGCCAACUCUACAGCUCUGAGCCGCGCACGGCCAGUCAUCUCGGCGGCAAAGCAGACCCUCCGCACGCGCGGCGUUCCCCAUGUAAUGUUUGGCGCGACUGAGUACACCACCACGGCGUACAAGGCGCACGAGUCGCCCUUCACUGCCCUGAGCGACUGGCUGGUCCUCGCCUCUGCGUCCCACUGGCCAAGCAUCGCACCGCACCGGAUGGCUAUUCCCUACGCCACCGUCGCCGAGCUGUCGCUGGUGCGCUCAUCGCUACUGCAUCCAGCCAAGCCGCAGCUCCUCUACUUUCGCGGGUCUGGUGGCUUCGGCGUGCUGCGCCGUAACCUGACUGCGCUGAGCCGCUUCGAGCGCGUGCACAUCUCCCUCGGGGAGGACUACUGCCCUCGCUGCUCCGCCAGCGAGGUAUCCUACGCCGAGGCGAUGCAGUCAUCAACCUUCUGCCUGGCGCCUUCUGGUCACACCUGCACAACUCGUCGCUUCUUCGAUGCUAUCGCGGCGGGCUGCGUGCCUGUGGUCAUCGACUGCGAGCAGCAAGCGCUGCCCUUUGAGUCGCAGCUCGAUUAUGGCCGCUUCAUGCUCUUCUAUCCGUUUGCCCGCAUGAUGUCGGACCUCGAAGCCUUUGUGGGGUGUCUGCGCAAACUCGAGGCCAACCCAACGCGAAUGCGAGAGUUGCGCGCCGCGUUGCAGCGCGCGCGCGAGGCGUUGGUCUACUCUUGGCUGCCAAGAUCGUACAACGCCUCGGCAGACGUCCUGCACAGCGGGUGGGACCGCACUGAGCCGAGCGCCCUCACCGGCUACCUCCUAAGAGAGGCUAUCAACACGACCAGCGGCGCUGCCCCCAAGCGCCCGAGACACGUCAGGGAGCGGGACGCAGGCUAUUUGCCGCGCUUGGGAACGGUCAACCGAACGGAUUUUUGCUCUUAA